UUAGUGGCUAUUUGUGAAAUUUUCCCCUCGUUAGAUAUGCUAAUUUAUGUUUUUGCCAAUUUGGAUUUUGGUCUCCAUACGGUGCCAUUUUUACUAUUAAAGCUCAACGCUCCACGCAUCUGAAGUCUCAUCCUCUCGUUAGUCUCUGCAAAUCGAAAAUCAAAAUUAAAGCUUAGCAGAUUUCAUUUGAGUAGGAAGAAGAAGAAGACGAUGUCGUCUAUUGGAACUUCUAAGGGUGUAUUAGAGAUAGUAAAGUUCGCAGUAUACGUAUCAGUUCCAAUUGGUCUCAUGUACAUAUUUGCCAACAACAACAAAAAUCUUCAGAAAGUCAUGGGACAUCGUGAAUAUGUAGUUUAUCCUACAGAAACUGUAAGGCCCCAAUCGCCCGAGGAACUGAGGGAGAUGGCAAAAGAAAUAGGUCGUAAGAGAGAGAGGGACCAAGCAAUGCGGAGCUGAGGAAGACGUGCAACCCACAAAAUGAAGAGGCGUAGAAGUAUUUGUAGGUCUGUUAGUAAUGCUUGCACAAAGGAACAUCCUGAUUCCUUUCUGUGCCGCGAAGAGAUGGAUGUGCUAUUAUUAGUGUUCACCAAUAAGUGAGUUUGUUGCCAAUAAAACUGUGUAGCAAAGCCAUUGAUUGUAUACUGCCAUUUCUGUGUUUGAUUUAUCUUUCCUUUUAACAUACUUGUAACAGUUAAACAGAAGUUGGAACACUCCCUUUCUUCACAAAAAAGGUGUUUCUGUCCCCUUUUUUUCUUUGUAACACAGCAUCAUUACUAAUGUGAACCAUCUUCAAUUGUUUGCUCGAAAA
This is a messenger RNA of Solanum lycopersicum (tomato), 808 nucleotides long. RefSeq lists its product as uncharacterized. Gene Ontology annotation, biological process: mitochondrial respiratory chain complex IV assembly. Gene Ontology annotation, cellular component: mitochondrion. NCBI's taxonomy places the organism in Eukaryota, Viridiplantae, Streptophyta, Magnoliopsida, Solanales, Solanaceae. The record is from RefSeq and is a predicted model, not a curated record.